GUGGAAACAUUAUUGGUGGUCAUGGGAAAGGCACUGGAAAUCUUGGAAUUAAGUCAGGACAUGGGAUAUGUUACUGCUUCCCAAGAGAGAACUGUUAUUGUGAGAAAGACGACAUCGAGGAGCAACUAUGUGAUGAUGUGUGCAAGACCGUGAUAGCAGGGGCAGUGCUGCUGUCCUUCAUCAUCUCUGUGCUGCUUUCUUCCUAUUUCAUCCAUCGUUACCACAAGAAUUCUCCAAAGCCACCUAUUGCCUCUGCAGAAAUGACAUUCCGGCGCCCAGCUCAGUCCUACCCCAUCAGCUAUUCUUCCACCAAUGUCCGCAGGCCUUCUUUGGAUUCCAUGGAGAACCAGGUGUCUGUGGACACCUUUAAAAUACCAGAGGAUCCGAAGUGGGAAUUCCCUCGGAAGAACCUAGUUCUGGGCAAGACUCUUGGAGAAGGAGAAUUUGGAAAGGUUGUCAAGGCAACAGCAUUCAGACUCAAGGGCAGGGCUGGCUAUACCACUGUAGCAGUGAAAAUGUUAAAAGAAAAUGCCUCCCAGAGUGAGCUGCGAGAUCUGCUUUCAGAGUUCAACCUUCUGAAACAGGUGAAUCACCCUCAUGUCAUCAAACUUUAUGGAGCCUGCAGUCAAGAUGGCCCACUGUAUUUAAUUGUGGAAUAUGCUAAAUAUGGCUCCUUGCGCAGUUUUCUCAGAGAAAGUCGAAAAGUAGGACCAAGCUACGUGGGUGGUGAUGGCAACAGAAAUUCGAGUUAUUUGGAUAACCCUGAUGAGAGAGCCCUAACAAUGGGAGAUUUGGUAUCGUUUGCAUGGCAGAUAUCACGAGGAAUGCAGUACCUUGCAGAAAUGAAGCUUGUGCAUCGUGAUUUAGCAGCCAGAAAUGUACUGGUGGCAGAAGGGCGCAAAAUGAAGAUUUCUGAUUUUGGCCUCUCCCGUGAUGUGUAUGAAGAAGAUUCAUAUGUCAAGAGGAGCAAGGGUCGGAUACCUGUUAAAUGGAUGGCCAUAGAGUCCCUAUUUGAUCAUAUCUAUACAACACAAAGUGACGUAUGGUCAUUUGGAGUCCUGCUAUGGGAGACUGUAACUUUGGGAGGCAAUCCCUACCCAGGUAUUGCUCCUGAAAGACUCUUUAACCUCCUAAAAACAGGCUAUAGAAUGGAGAGACCAGAAAACUGCAGUGAAGAAAUGUACAACCUGAUGUUGCGCUGUUGGAAGCAAGAACCUGAUAAAAGACCAACAUUUGCUGAGAUCAGCAAGGAACUAGAGAAAAUGAUGGUGAAGAGUAGGGACUACUUAGACCUUGCAGCUUCCACGCCUUCCGAUUCCUUACUUUAUGAUGAUGGGCUCUCAGAAGAGGAGACACCCCUCGUGGACUGUAAUAACGCUCCCCUCCCUCGAACCCUCCCUUCCACAUGGAUUGAAAACAAACUCUAUGGUAGAAUUUCACAUGCAUUUACUAGAUUCUAGCAACACAAAAAAAAAAAAAAAAAUUUUUUCCUUCUGCACUGUUCUCAGACUCUGUAACCCCAUUACAGUGUUUCUUGUCUGAAUGAAGCCAAUCAAAAUUUGCUUGGAAGCUUCUUUUGGG
Messenger RNA from Merops nubicus (carmine bee-eater), 1581 nucleotides. RefSeq names its product proto-oncogene tyrosine-protein kinase receptor Ret-like. The transcript is spliced from 10 exons. Gene Ontology annotation, cellular component: signaling receptor complex; axon. The record is from RefSeq and is a predicted model, not a curated record. The annotation marks the transcript as partial. Gene Ontology annotation, biological process: protein phosphorylation; multicellular organism development; cell surface receptor protein tyrosine kinase signaling pathway. Gene Ontology annotation, molecular function: ATP binding; transmembrane receptor protein tyrosine kinase activity. Lineage: Eukaryota; Metazoa; Chordata; Aves; Coraciiformes; Meropidae.